Oxyura jamaicensis (ruddy duck) is the source of this 2600-nucleotide messenger RNA. It is a transcript of the gene PAX6, whose product is annotated as paired box 6. The transcript has 13 exons. Gene Ontology annotation, molecular function: DNA-binding transcription factor activity, RNA polymerase II-specific; RNA polymerase II cis-regulatory region sequence-specific DNA binding. The record is from RefSeq and is a predicted model, not a curated record. The coding region runs from base 519 to 1868 and encodes 449 amino acids. NCBI's taxonomy places the organism in Eukaryota, Metazoa, Chordata, Aves, Anseriformes, Anatidae. Gene Ontology annotation, biological process: regulation of transcription by RNA polymerase II; anatomical structure development.
GCCGGGCCCACGGCCCUGCUAUUCAAACGGCUGGGCCAAUUGAGCCGUGCCGGGCGCGGGGCGGCCAAUGGGCGGCGGGGAGGCGAUGGCGUCGCUUUGCAUAAAGCAAUAUUUUGUGUGGGAGCGAGCGGAGCAUUUGCAUGUGCGGAGUGAUUAGUGGGUUUGAAAAGCGAGCCCCGGCUCAGCCUCAUUUCCCGCUCUGGUUAAGGCGCAGGGAGGAAGUGUUUUGCUGGAAGAUGAUGACAGAGGUCAGGCUUUGCUAAUGGGCCAGUGAAGAGCAGUGGAGGCGAGGCAGAGAGCAAGGCACACAUACAUUAAUACACUUGAACCAUCACCAAUCAGCAUAGGAAUCCAAGAUCACACAACCAGCAGCUUCACUGGAGAAAAACUAUUUUGCUGGCAACUCUUUUUAAAGCGCCAUCAUUUCCAAUCAGUGCGCUCUUAAACUAUUGACAGGAGCUUUGACAACAAGACAGGAUGCCUCAUAAAGAGGGAAGACUUUAACUAGUGACACGCAGAUGUGUGAGUCCCUAAAUUGUAUGAGAGGACAGUCCACCCCGCUCUCAGGUCACAGCGGCGUGAACCAGCUCGGCGGGGUGUUCGUCAACGGGAGGCCGCUGCCCGACUCCACGCGGCAGAAGAUCGUGGAACUCGCGCACAGCGGCGCGCGGCCCUGCGACAUCUCCCGAAUCCUGCAGACCCAUGCAGAUGCAAAAGUCCAAGUGCUGGACAAUCAAAACGUGUCGAAUGGAUGUGUGAGUAAAAUUUUGGGCAGGUAUUACGAAACUGGCUCCAUCAGACCCAGGGCAAUCGGAGGUAGUAAACCGAGAGUAGCGACUCCAGAAGUUGUAAGCAAAAUAGCGCAGUAUAAACGAGAGUGCCCCUCCAUCUUUGCGUGGGAGAUUCGAGACAGAUUACUAUCAGAGGGGGUCUGUACCAACGAUAAUAUACCCAGUGUGUCGUCGAUAAACAGAGUCCUACGCAACCUGGCUAGCGAAAAGCAACAGAUGGGUGCCGACGGGAUGUACGACAAGCUAAGGAUGCUGAACGGGCAGACGGGGACCUGGGGCACUCGGCCCGGCUGGUACCCCGGCACCUCGGUACCCGGGCAGCCCGCCCAAGAUGGCUGUCCGCAGCAGGAGGGAGGAGGGGAGAACACCAACUCCAUCAGCUCCAAUGGGGAAGAUUCAGAUGAGGCCCAGAUGAGACUUCAGCUGAAAAGAAAGCUGCAGAGAAAUAGGACAUCCUUUACCCAAGAGCAAAUCGAAGCCCUUGAGAAAGAAUUUGAGAGGACCCACUACCCCGAUGUGUUUGCAAGGGAGAGACUAGCUGCUAAAAUAGACCUGCCUGAAGCAAGAAUACAGGUGUGGUUUUCUAACAGAAGGGCCAAAUGGAGAAGGGAAGAGAAGCUGAGGAACCAGCGAAGACAAGCCAGCAACACUCCCAGCCACAUUCCCAUCAGCAGUAGUUUCAGCACAAGCGUUUACCAGCCGAUCCCGCAGCCCACCACCCCCGUUUCCUCUUUCACAUCAGGUUCCAUGUUGGGCAGGACGGACACGGCGCUCACAAACACGUACAGCGCGCUGCCGCCCAUGCCCAGCUUCACCAUGGCCAACAACCUGCCUAUGCAACCCCCGGUCCCCAGCCAGACCUCCUCCUACUCUUGCAUGCUGCCCACCAGCCCAUCGGUGAACGGCCGGAGCUAUGACACCUACACCCCCCCGCACAUGCAGACACACAUGAACAGCCAGCCGAUGGGCACCUCUGGCACCACUUCCACAGGUCUCAUUUCCCCUGGAGUGUCAGUUCCAGUUCAAGUUCCUGGCAGCGAACCUGAUAUGUCUCAAUACUGGCCAAGAUUACAGUAAAACAUGUGUUAAUUCUGUAAAUGACUAUAUGGACAACAGUUGGAUGUUCAGCAGUAUUUUCUAAAGGAAGAAUGGCUCUCAGAGUACUUCUGUACUGCAACUGUGCCCUAUGCUGUAACACAUGGAAAAGACUUUAACAUGGACCUUUGUACACUGAAGGCAUUAUAUCGGUUGGAACAAAUCUUCAUUUUGGUAUCCAAACUUUUAUUCAUUUUGGUGUAUUAUUUGUAAAUGGGCAUUUGUAUGUUAUAAUGGAAAAAAAAAAAAAGAACAAUGUAGACUGGAUGGAUGUUUGAUCUGUGUUGGUCAUGAAGUUGUUUUAAGAAAAAAAAAGAAAAGAAAAAAAAAAAGAAGCCAUGAUCAACAAGCUUUGCCACGAAUUUAAGAGUUUUAUCAAGAUAUAUCGAAUACUUCUACCAAUCUGUUCAUAGAUUAUGGAUUGAUGUUCCAAGUUUGUAUCAUUCCAUUGCAUAUAAUUAAACCUGGAACAAUACGCACUAGAUUUAUGUAAGAAAAAUAUCUGUUGGUAUUUCCAAAGGUUGUUAACGGAUGAAGCUAUGUGCAAACAAGGGUUAAGAGAGAACUUCGAUGAAGAAAAGAGUUUGAUAGAUAAAAGGUAGAUUGUGUCUUCGAUAUAAUCCAAUUUGUUUUAUGUCGAAAUGUAAGUAUUUGUCUUCCCUAGAAAUCUCCCAGAAUGAUUUCUAUAAUAAAGUUAAUUUCAUUUAUAUUUGA